AUGGAUAUGAAUCGUGGAUAUCCAUUUGGCGGAGAGGUGCUGGAGCGAAGACACUCUGAUACGUGCAUCCCGCAACCACCACCGAUGAACAUGCCGAUCACUCCUAAACCGAAUACCAACGAAUACACACACCCGCACUUCGCCAUGAUAUAUCUCGACCACAAUGGUCAAUGGCAACUACAAGCCUCGCCCUCAAUUGCAGGCUGUGAAGGCGCCAUCUUCACACCAGAUGUUACAGACCGAUUCAUAGAAAUGACUGGACAGACCCCACAGGCCAACCCGCCGUUUACAAGCGAGACAGGCCGAGAUGAUUCCGUUUCAAUGGUCGUCACAACAAAGCCGAAAAAGUCAAAGCGUGCCAGCGGCACGCUCAAGUCUCGACCUAAAUCUAGCUCACCGCCACCUACCACACCUCCACCUGGACGGACUGUUCUUCGUGUCGGUAAUCGGGCGCUGCUGCGACGGUACUACGAGAAGGCAUUCGAGGAUUUCCAGCAGCUCAACUGCCGCGCUAUUGCAAAAUCCUACAUCAAACUUGUCGAGCCGAGGAAACAAGUCCAUUAUCCGUACAAUGGACGCAGGGUCAUUGCUGGUGUCUCUCAGCGUGUUGACCCGGAGUUCACCAAGCCUGCGUGGUGGCCCACUGGUGUCUUACAUAAGGAGCCUGAUCAUCUGCUCAAGCCUGACCGACUACGACUUCUAGUCCAUAUCCUCUGUGAGCUAAAGGAUAGCCAUGGAGUUACAACAGACAAAUUGCGAGAUGCUGGCCAAGACGUGAGACGCCAGAUUACCCCUGCCCACAGGCUGCAGGUUCUAGACGAGAUCUACUUUGUGCGACAAAUGGAAGAACAGUUCCUGGACGGUAAAAUCGACGCCAGUACCUUGAUUCAGGUAACACAAACGCAUCUACCAGAAGCAAUAUUCCAAGACAGCGAUGAACUGUCAUCCCGUGCACACGCAGCACCGGUAACAUCGUCUGUGGUUGAGGCUCAACGUGACAUGCGCGAUGCAGGUGAUGAACCCGGCACUUCCACGCUGGAAGAAGAAGACUCAAAGCUACACCCGCAUAGUCUGCCCCUCUCGCCCACCACUAGCGAGUCAAGUGGUCCACACAGCCCGACAGGCAGCUUCGGCUACCCAAUGGGCAUGGCACCAUCGGUGCAUGUAAUUCCCCCUCUCGAAUCCUCAAAUGUCACGAAAUCUCUGCAUCCAGAUCCGAGUUAUCUCUCUGGGUACUACUCGCAGCAGUUUGUAUCUGAUAAAGGGCCCGGGUUCUGGUCACAUGCCAACUCUGCAUCGCAGUUUGGAUAUUGA
Messenger RNA from Penicillium concentricum, 1314 nucleotides. Its product is annotated as DUF2841 domain-containing protein. The record is from RefSeq and is a predicted model, not a curated record. The transcript has 5 exons. NCBI's taxonomy places the organism in Eukaryota, Fungi, Ascomycota, Eurotiomycetes, Eurotiales, Aspergillaceae. Bases 1 to 1314 code for a protein of 437 amino acids.